This is a messenger RNA of Pungitius pungitius (ninespine stickleback), 722 nucleotides long. Its product is annotated as claudin-4-like. Gene Ontology annotation, cellular component: bicellular tight junction; plasma membrane. NCBI's taxonomy places the organism in Eukaryota, Metazoa, Chordata, Actinopteri, Perciformes, Gasterosteidae. The coding region runs from base 120 to 722 and encodes 200 amino acids. The record is from RefSeq and is a predicted model, not a curated record. The transcript has a single exon. Gene Ontology annotation, molecular function: structural molecule activity. Gene Ontology annotation, biological process: cell adhesion; bicellular tight junction assembly.
GCGGAGUAUAGGAGAGCAAUUUCAAACUUGGUUGUGUUUACGUACUCAGAAUCGUAUCUUCGAUACGUAAACAUUUCUGUAAAAGCAACCUUUUGAGUCCUUGCUGCGGUGGCAUUGUCAUGGUUUUCCAAGGCCUCCAGAUCAUGGGUGUACUGCUUGCCUUCAUCGGCUGGCUGGGCACCAUCAUCGCCUGCAUCAUGCCCAUGUGGAGGGUCACCGCCGAGGUGAUCUGGGAAGGCCUGUGGAUGAACUGCGUGAUCCAGGACAUGGGCCAGAUGCAAUGCAGGGUGUACGACUCCAUGCUCCCUCUACCUCAGGACCUGCAGGCCGCCAGGGCCAUGCUGGUCAUCUCAGUGAUCAUCGGGGUGUUCGGCGUCCUCAUGCCGGUGGUCGGAGGAAAUUGCACCAUUUGCAUGGAGGACGAAGCGGCCAAAGCCACAGCCUGCAUCGCGUCCGGAGUGAUCCACAUACUAGAAGCCUUUCUGAUCAUGGUCCCGGUGUCGUGGACCGCUCACGCGGUUUUGAACGAGCCACUGGGGUAUGCGGCUCAGAGCAGUGAACUCGGCCCCGCAAUUUAUAUCGGCUGGGGCUCUGCUGCGCUGCUGCUGCUGGGAGGAGGUCUGCUUUGUAACAACUGCCCCCCGCAGAGAAGCACAAGACACUUCAUGCCUGCCAAGUCCACCCGUGUGAGAACUGCGUCUCCAAAGGUUGACUAUGUGUAA